AUUUGCUAAUUUUCCUUGUUUUCUUCGACUGUUGCCAUGGCCUCUCUCCAACGGAAAGAAAAAGUCUCGUCGUUGCUAUCUUGGUGUGAGAUAAAGAUACAAACUUCCACAAAACGCCAAGAGCCAUCAAGGGCUAUCGAAAGCUCCUGGUUCCGAUAGCAAUACACAAAAAUAGCAAUCUCCCCUAGCCAGAAGGGUUAUCGGCAUCAUCACUAUUCACUAUCACAGCAAAGUAAUAAUGUCGGUAACACUGCGAUAUCACCAUGUUUCCUUCUGUCUUUUGUUGCUUUGUGCUGCAGCCCUUGGAAGUGUGGGUGCCUUUCAAACUCCCUUUCGCAGGCGCUUCCUGAGUCCUGGUCUGGAAAAGACCAAGAGCAAGAGUUUGGUCCAAGAAGCAGCCGUCCAUGCCACCACCAAAGCUGUGCGCAUGAACUCGACGGCGGUCGGUGUUCCCACGGUCCCCUCGAUUCAACAGCAAACCAUCUACGUGCCCCCAAAGGCUUUGCCUCUGGUCCCAUCCAAGACCGUAUUGACUCUUGCUGGAUCGGUUCUCGCUUUGAACUCUGGAUUCCUCAAUGGAAUCGCACUCGGGGGUCUCUUGUUCCCUGCCGGUGGUCCGACGCAGGCCGUGGCUGCCUGUACGGGAGCUUACACUAACGUGGCCGUCUCCGCCGCCACAUCGUCGCAAGCCGUAUUCGCCAAUGCCUUUCACCUGGGAGCCAUUCUGAGCUACUUUGCCGGGUCUUGUCUCAACGGGAUGCUCUGUCCACGAGGGGUCAAUUGGCGGUCACGAGUUCCCACCAAGAGUUUGCUCUUUAGUGCUGCCCUAGUCAGCUUGGUCUUUGGGAUUGCUCCCGUCGUGGCAAGUCCUCGUUUGUGCUGGUACUUGCUAACCAUUGCCUGCGGAGUGCAAACGUCCUUCACGUCCAUGUUGAUCAGUGGCAAUCUCUUGCGCAGUGCUCACUUUUCCGGCAUGACAUCGGAUAUGGGAACUGUACUGGGGCAGUACUUGCGGGGUAACACGGAAAGUGCUUGGAAGCUCCCCGCGUGGAUGGCGCUGGUAUCCAGUUUUACUCUGGGAGGAUAUGUUUCGGUCAAGGCAGUUUCCGCAGUGGGACGAACGGCAUUGAUGCUACCGGUGUCACUGUAUCUUUUGGUGAGUGCUUCUGCAAGUCUGCGGCAAAGACUCACAGCGAAGGAUUAGGAAUUCUCGUUAUGUACAGAGAUUCCUACAAAGCUGGACGUCUCCAACAUCUCGUUUCAAUAGAUUAUACACGAAGAUAGCUGGAGCUGAGAGAACGAGGAUAGAUUGGGACUCUCAAAAUUUUUACGUUUGGUCGGUCGACAAGCCAUGAACAACAGUCCGGUUCCGUAUGGACCAGUCCGUUCCAAACAUACUUAUCAAUUCAUAGCUAUUGUAAGGCAUAAAAAGCAGUGAACGUCUUUAGAGUGA
This is a messenger RNA of Seminavis robusta, 1453 nucleotides long. The record is from the annotation of a GenBank genome assembly. NCBI's taxonomy places the organism in Eukaryota, Bacillariophyta, Bacillariophyceae, Naviculales, Naviculaceae.